AUGGUUCUCCUCAGCUUCCAGAGCAUCCUCGUGGCAGUCGUCCUGUCUGCGUUCACCAAUGUUCUUGGUGUACUCGCUGCCCCCGCUGGGUGGGACAAACUGGACCACGAGGCUCGCGAGAUCCUCGCUCGUGCCACUCCGGCUGCACCGCACUGGGUCGUAUACAGCGACGAGUAUACUAGUGGUAUUACUGGCCCCCCGGCCCCCUCUGCCAUCACAGGCUUCAAUGUCUUCGCACUCUCGUUUUUACUGAUCGAGGGGGCUUGGGACAAAGCUGAGGAAUGGGCCAGCCUGAGUGCUUCUCAGCGAUCAAGCCUCAAGUCCCAGUAUGAGGCUGCAGGCAUCAAACUCAUCGUGUCGGCCUUCGGCUCGACCGAUGCCCCAGCCAGCACUGGUGCCGACCCUGUCGCGACGGCCAACACUAUGGCUGCAUGGGUCAUUCAGUACGAUUUGGACGGUAUCGAUGUUGACUUCGAGGACCUGAACGCUUUCGAUGAGGGUACCGGUUCCGCUGAGCAGUGGCUGAUCACGUUCACUCAGCAGCUCCGCACUCAGCUGCCUGAGGGUCAGUACCUUGUCACGCAUGCCCCUCUUGCUCCGUGGUUCUCUCCCACCUUCUGGGGUGGAGGAGGCUACCUCAGGGUCCACAACUCCGUUGGCAGCACCAUUGAUUGGUACAAUGUCCAGUUCUACAACCAGGGCACUACUGAGUACACCACCUGUUCCGGUCUGCUCACCGCCUCAAGCUCGACCUGGCCCGAGACCGCGCUGUUCCAGAUCGCGGCCUCUGGUGUCCCGCUUAGCAAGCUUGUCAUCGGCAAGCCUGCCACUGCCAGCGACGCGAGCAACGGCUACAUGCCUACUUCCACGCUCGCGACUUGUGUAGAACAAGCCCAAAGUCAGGGCUGGAACGCAGGCGUCAUGGUCUGGGAGUUCCCUGACGCCGCUGCCGCCUGGAUUACCGCCGUACGCGCCGACUCCUGGCCCGUCUAA
Molecule: messenger RNA, 993 nt
Organism: Phanerochaete carnosa HHB-10118-sp
Lineage: Eukaryota; Fungi; Basidiomycota; Agaricomycetes; Polyporales; Phanerochaetaceae
Product: glycoside hydrolase family 18 protein
Exons: 6
Coding region: 1-993 (330 amino acids)
Biological process (GO): carbohydrate metabolic process
Source: RefSeq, a predicted model, not a curated record